This is a messenger RNA of Pestalotiopsis fici W106-1, 1764 nucleotides long. RefSeq names its product Heat shock protein 60. The record is from RefSeq and is a predicted model, not a curated record. Gene Ontology annotation, molecular function: ATP-dependent protein folding chaperone; protein-folding chaperone binding; ATP binding. Gene Ontology annotation, cellular component: mitochondrial matrix; mitochondrial inner membrane. Bases 1 to 1764 code for a protein of 587 amino acids. Lineage: Eukaryota; Fungi; Ascomycota; Sordariomycetes; Amphisphaeriales; Sporocadaceae. Gene Ontology annotation, biological process: mitochondrial unfolded protein response; protein refolding; apoptotic mitochondrial changes. The transcript is spliced from 3 exons.
AUGCAGCGUGCUCUGUCCUCCCGAUCCCGGACUUCGGUCCUCAACUCGGCUGCUGCUGCCGCCAAGUACCGGCCCGGUGCAGGUCUGUCCCAGCAGCUGCGAUUUGCGCACAAGGAGCUGAAGUUCGGUGUUGAGGGCCGUGCUGCCCUGCUCGCUGGUGUCGAGACCCUCGCAAAGGCUGUUGCCACCACCCUGGGACCCAAGGGCCGAAAUGUCCUCAUUGAGUCGUCUUACGGCUCCCCCAAGAUCACAAAGGACGGUGUCACAGUCGCACGCGCCAUCAGCCUACAAGACAAGUUCGAGAACCUCGGUGCCAGACUCCUCCAGGAUGUUGCCUCGAAAACCAACGAGUCCGCCGGUGACGGUACCACCAGUGCUACUGUCCUUGCCCGCGCCAUCUUCUCCGAGACCGUCAAGAACGUCGCCGCUGGCUGCAACCCCAUGGAUCUGCGCCGUGGUACUCAGGCUGCCGUUGAGGCCGUUGUUGAGUACCUCCAGAAGAACAAGCGGGACAUCACCACCAGCGCCGAGAUUGCUCAGGUCGCUACCAUCUCCGCCAACGGCGACACUCACAUUGGUAACCUGAUUGCCAACGCUAUGGAGAAGGUCGGCAAGGAGGGUGUCAUCACCGUCAAGGAGGGCAAGACUCUCAACGACGAGCUCGAGGUUACCGAGGGUAUGCGCUUCGACCGUGGUUUCGUCUCCCCCUACUUCAUCACCGACGCCAAGGCCCAGAAGGUUGAGUUCGAGAAGCCCCUGAUCCUGCUCUCCGAGAAGAAGAUCUCCUCCGUCCAGGACAUCAUUCCCGCUCUCGAGGCCUCCACCCAGCAGCGCCGCCCCCUUGUCAUCAUUGCCGAGGACAUUGACGGUGAGGCUCUGGCCGUCUGUAUCCUGAACAAGCUCCGUGGCCAGCUCCAGGUUGCUGCCGUCAAGGCUCCUGGCUUCGGUGACAACCGCAAGUCCAUCCUUGGCGAUAUUGCCGUCCUCACCAACGGUACCGUCUUCACGGACGAGCUCGACAUCAAGCUCGAGAAGGCUACCCCCGACCUGCUCGGUUCGACCGGUUCCAUCACCAUCACCAAGGAGGACACCAUCAUCCUGAACGGCGAGGGCACCAAGGACAACAUUGCCCAGCGCUGCGAGCAGAUCCGUGGCGUCAUGGCCGACCCCUCCACCUCCGACUACGAGAAGGAGAAGCUCCAGGAGCGUCUCGCUAAGCUCUCUGGUGGUGUUGCCGUCAUCAAGGUCGGUGGCUCCUCCGAGGUCGAGGUCGGUGAGAAGAAGGACCGCUUCGUCGAUGCUCUCAACGCCACCCGUGCCGCCGUUGAGGAGGGUAUCCUGCCCGGUGGUGGUACUGCUCUGAUCAAGGCCUCCGUCCACGCCCUGAAGGACGUCAAGCCCUCCAACUUUGACCAGCAGCUCGGUGUCAGCAUUGUUAAGAACGCCAUCACCCGCCCUGCCAAGACCAUUGUCGAGAACGCCGGUCUCGAGGGUUCCGUUGUUGUCGGUAAGCUCUCUGACGAGUUCAGCAAUGACUUCAACAAGGGUUUCAACAGCGCCACUGGCGAGUACGUUGACAUGAUCUCUGCUGGUAUCCUUGACCCCUUCAAGGUUGUCCGCACUGGUCUCGUUGACGCCAGCGGUGUUGCUUCUCUGCUCGGUACCACCGAGGUCGCCAUUGUUGAGGCUCCCGAGGAGAAGGGCCCUGCUCCUGGCGGCAUGGGUGGUAUGGGAGGUAUGGGCGGCAUGCCUGGAAUGAUGUAA